Chanos chanos (milkfish) is the source of this 1548-nucleotide messenger RNA. It is a transcript of the gene col23a1b, whose product is annotated as collagen type XXIII alpha 1 chain b. The transcript is spliced from 29 exons. The coding region runs from base 1 to 1548 and encodes 515 amino acids. The record is from RefSeq and is a predicted model, not a curated record. Lineage: Eukaryota; Metazoa; Chordata; Actinopteri; Gonorynchiformes; Chanidae.
AUGUUGACAGACUUUGGGUUCCAAGAGUUUGGUCUCGCUUUGUGUUUCUUGCUGUCAGCAUGUUCAGUGACUUUUUGUUUUAUGAUGAGCCUCAAGACUACUCACCUGGAGGACAGAGUGCGUGUUCUGGAGAUGGAACGAGUCUCUUCUCUCCAUUCUUUAUCUGGGGCGCUCGAGGUAAAUGGGACGCUAAGGGAUGCCAUUGAAAAAGUUGUUCAAGGGAAACUCAAAACUACCUUUACGAAAAUUCGAACAUCAAGGGAAGCAGUGCAAGAAUGCUCCUGUCCACCAGGACCUCCUGGGAAACGAGGGAGAAAAGGCAAUCCUGGAAUUCCUGGCACUCCCGGACGUGACGGAUAUCCGGGCCCGUUGGGCAUGGACGGUAAGCCUGGUCUCCCGGGUAUUAAGGGAAGCCAGGGAUUUCCAGGCCCAAAAGGAGAUAAGGGUGACCAAGGAGACAUGGGACCCAGGGGACCUCCCGCGUACCCUAACUCCGCAGGCCUGCUCAGUAAUCAGAUCCUCACUGUGAAGGGUGAUCAGGGUCAGGCAGGACCUCCUGGCCCUCCAGGGAUUCCAGGUCCUCCAGGUCCCAGAGGGCCUCCCGGAAACACAGGGAGAGAUGGGCCCCAGGGUCCCCCAGGAGAGCCAGGCAUGCCCGGAAAAGAUGGCGUUGAGGGACCACCAGGGCCUCCUGGCACACCCGGGGAGACUGGAGCCGAUGGCCUGCCCGGACCGCAGGGCUCUCCUGGAGUUAAGGGAGGGCAAGGUGAUGAGGGACAGAGAGGAAUGGAUGGAAAUCCUGGGAUGAAGGGAGAGAAAGGAGAUGUAGGAGACGCAGGCCCUCCGUGUUCCCCUGGUCCACCAGGCCCACCUGGAGAACAAGGUCCAAAGGGAGAUACUGGUUUGCCUGGCUUACCUGGACUUGAAGGGAGAGAGGGCCUUAAAGGGGAGAAAGGUGAUGUUGGAGAGCAAGGAGUCAUGGGAGAGAAAGGAGAGAGAGGAGAGAUUGGACUGCCUGGGACAUCUGGAUCUGACGGACAGAAAGGAGAGAAGGGGGACUCGAGGAUUGAGGACAGUCUGGCGCAGAUAAUCUCUCUGCCUGGACCCCCAGGGCCCCCUGGCCCUCCAGGGCCUCAGGGUGCUAUGGGACAUCAUGGAAUGCCUGGGCCUAAGGGAGAACCAGGUGAAGUGGUGAGAGGAGAGAAAGGAGACAUGGGAGAGAGAGGUCCACCUGGACCAAGGGGUCUUCAGGGUUUUCCGGGCUCAGCAGGAUUGGUUGGCCUGCCAGGAGCAAAAGGUGAAAAGGGAAAGCAAGGGGAACCUGGACUGGACGGUUUUCCGGGACUACAAGGGGAAAAAGGGAGCAGGGGAGAGAAAGGAGAGAAGGGUGAAAGAGGCUUACAGGGAAAGAAGGGCUUUAAAGGCCAAAAAGGGGAGCAAGGACCUCCUGGACUGGACCAACCAUGUCCUGUGGGGAGAGAUGGACUGCCCAUACCAGGGUGUUGGCAUAAGGUUUGUAUAAUGUGUGUUUUAUACAUUGUUCAGUAA